AUGAAAUAUUUGAUAGCGCCCAUUGUAGCUCUUUUCAUUGCUUGGAGCAGUGGCGCACCAUCGGUCCAAGAAUUCGUCGACCAAGUUCUCUCCCACGUUGACAAUAAAGUUGAUGCGAUUGAAAAUAAUCCAGCACUGUUUGAUCGAAUCUACCGAUUCUAUCAGCAACAAUAUCCUCGUCAAUCAACUGCCAAAAUCAUCGAUGUCGAUCAGGCCAAACGAGCUCAAAUCUUCAAAUCCAAUCUAAAAGCAGUGCUCACUCACAACUCUGAUCCACACUCGACAUUUAAAUUAAAAAUCAAUGCAAUAAGUGAUUGGACUGAUGAAGAAUCCGACGCAUUACGUGCUCGCAAGAUGAUUCUUGGUCCCGUCAAUAACAAUCAACUGGUUCAAUAA
Rotaria sp. Silwood2 is the source of this 396-nucleotide messenger RNA. The record is from the annotation of a GenBank genome assembly. Lineage: Eukaryota; Metazoa; Rotifera; Eurotatoria; Philodinida; Philodinidae.